UCAGGAAUCUGUCAAUUCCUUCAGCAGGAACUCCAUUCAACGCACAUGUUUUCUGUAUUUCGCCAAUGUGGUUUGACUAAAAGGAAAAGGAUCAGGAUUAAACUCUUGAGUCUGUCCCAAGAGCCAAGAUGCUUAGUGAUGGAGAAGCUACAGAACUGCUGUCAUUUCUCACUCUGGAGACCAGAGCUGAUCUCAAAGGUCAGGCCUCGGAAUACGUCCUGGGCCUCACGGGAAACCGGGACGGGUGCCGGUACCUGCAGUCCAGACCAGACUUUCUCCAAGCCCUGGUGACUCUAACCAGCGACCCCUCCAUCGCCAUCGUCAAGGACUGUUUUCAUGCCCUGAUUAACCUCUCAGCGGACGAGACUCUUCACCAGCCUUUGGUCACAGAGACGGUCUUACUGGCCAAACUGCUGCCGAAACUACUGGACCCGGAGUACGUGUUUGCGGAUCGGAUCUGCACCAUCCUCAGUAACCUGAGCCGACACGAGCGGACGUGCAGAGACGUGUUCAAGGCUCUGCAGGAGCAGGACAUCGGACUGGACAGACUGGUGGAAGUCUUCUGCAACCAGGACUUCAAUAAGAAAGCUUCCCUCCACUAUCUGGGACCCCUGCUGUCGAACCUCACGCAGCUGCCCGAGGCACGGCUCUUCAUUCUGGACAAGGACAGGUGUGUGAUUCAGAGGCUUCUGCCGUACACACAGUAUGAGCACUCGAGCACCAGACGAGGAGGAGUGGUGGGAACGCUCCGGAACUGCUGCUUUGACCACGCCCAUCAUGAGUGGUUGCUUAGUGAUGCGGUGGAUAUUUUACCGUAUCUUUUAUUACCAUUGGCUGGACCAGAGGAGCUCUCCGAGGAAGAGAAUGAAGGUUUGCCGGUGGACUUGCAGUAUCUGCCGGAGGAUAAAAAGAGAGAAGAGGAUCCUGAUAUCCGCAAGAUGCUCUUAGAAACCCUCAUUCUCCUUACAGCUACUAGAUUGGGCCGACAGAUCAUGAAGGACAAGAACGUUUAUCCCAUCAUGAGGGAGUUUGACAGAUGGGAGAAAGAUCCAUUUGUUACUUCAGCCUGUGAGAAACUCGUCCAGGUUUUGAUUGGAGACGAGCCGGAGGAGGGAAUGGAGAAUCUGAUGGAGGUGGAGAUUCCCAAAGACGUGCAGGAUAAACUGAUAGAACUGGACGCCAAAGAGCAGGAACAAAUGGAAAAGGACAAACAGGAAUCCGAGAAAAACCAAAAAUAAUCUCCAGAAGGCCCGGAGAGAUAAAUGGACAUCAAACACAAUAAACAACUGUUUACUUCUUGAAAUGGACUUCUUAUCAAGUUGAAUGUUUAACAUCAAUGAAUAAAAGGCUCCUGAGGAUCAUGA
Messenger RNA from Rhinichthys klamathensis goyatoka, 1364 nucleotides. It is a transcript of the gene hgh1, whose product is annotated as HGH1 homolog (S. cerevisiae). NCBI's taxonomy places the organism in Eukaryota, Metazoa, Chordata, Actinopteri, Cypriniformes, Leuciscidae. The record is from RefSeq and is a predicted model, not a curated record. The coding region runs from base 129 to 1238 and encodes 369 amino acids. The transcript has 7 exons.